This is a messenger RNA of Orbilia oligospora ATCC 24927, 1275 nucleotides long. RefSeq lists its product as uncharacterized. NCBI's taxonomy places the organism in Eukaryota, Fungi, Ascomycota, Orbiliomycetes, Orbiliales, Orbiliaceae. The transcript is spliced from 2 exons. Gene Ontology annotation, molecular function: metalloexopeptidase activity. Gene Ontology annotation, biological process: proteolysis. Bases 1 to 1275 code for a protein of 424 amino acids. The record is from RefSeq and is a predicted model, not a curated record.
AUGUCACCGCCCUGCCCCCCCUCACCCGCAACCUUCCCACAAUCCACCCCCCCCUCUUCAAACCUCCUCAUCAAAACCUUACUAACCCCAAUAACCCCCCAAACCCUCACUUUAACAACCGACAUAACCCACCUCACCACAUCCUUCAAAACCCGUUACUUCCGAUCAAAGUCCGGUCGAGAGGCAUCGAUAUGGGUUUUCAACCGACUAAAAUCAAUAAUUACAUUAAAUCCAAGUGAGAUCGGUGGAGAUGUGGUUAAUGUCAAUGCAUCCGUGGAAUUGUUUAAUCACUCGUGGGUUCAACCGUCUGUUAUUGCGAAGGUGGUAGGGGGUUCUAAUACCACAAUAGUCCUCUCCUCCCACAUCGACUCUCUAAACCUCCACCUGCCGCAUUUCCUCCCAGCACCGGGCGCGAACGACGAUGCAUCAGGAGUAGCAGCUUUAAUCUCAAUAUUCCAAAUCAUAAUAUCCUCCAACCCACCUAUCAAAUUCAAAAACACCUUGGAAUUCCAUUUCUAUUCGGCGGAAGAACCAGGGUUCUGGGGAUCAACCGAUGUUUUCAGCAGUUAUAACAAAAUGUACAGAGAUAUACAUUCCGUCUUACAAUUCGAUAUGAUCGGUCGAAUCCCCCCUACGAAUAACAAACAGAAAGAAAACGAUAAUAUACAAAAAUCAAAAGGAGAAAUAGGAAUUGUUAAUGACUUUCUCGAUGAAGGGUUUAAGAAGUAUAUCAAGUUAAUAGCGGGUGAAUAUACUGGUAUUAACACGGUGGAUACAUAUUGCGGAUACGCGUGUAGCGAUCAUGCUUCUGCUAUAAGAUAUGGAUAUCCAGGUGGGCUGCUAACUUCUGGAAAACUUGAGGAUGGAUUGGCACGGGAGGAUGAUGUUUCACAUACUAGGUAUGAUACGAUGGAUAGAUUGGAUUUAUCGCUUAUAACGGAGUUUGUGAGGUUUGGAGUCGCUUGGGGGGUUGGAUUGGGGGUUGCUGAUAUUAGGAUUGAUAAUCGUGGAGGAGGGAGGGUGGAGGAUGGGAGGAGAGGGUAUUUGUGUGAUAAUGGGUAUCCGGAUGGAUUUAUGGGUGGGGUAAGAAGGUUUUCGGCGGCGAGAGCGGCUGAUCCUUUGGGGAUUGGAUUAUGGAUUUUGAUGUUGGCGGUCAUCUUGGGGAUUGCGAGGCCUUGGGAGGAAGUUCCGAUUGUUAUGAAGAUGGGGAGGAUGGUUAGAAGGGGGGUUAGGAGGGGGUACGGGGUGCUCGUGAGGAGGGAGGAACCGGAUUAG